Messenger RNA from Symbiodinium sp. CCMP2456, 1926 nucleotides. NCBI's taxonomy places the organism in Eukaryota, Dinophyceae, Suessiales, Symbiodiniaceae. The record is from the annotation of a GenBank genome assembly.
AUGCUGGGCCCAACUCAGCAGACGAAUCGACCCAGACGGAUCGCGGCAGUCCUGCUGGCGACAGCCACGGUUUCGCUCUUUGCCUAUUUCCUUGCCACGACAUCGAGCCAAUCCAUUCGACAGAAGAUUCGGCUGGGACUUAGUUUUACAGCGCGACAAGCUCUUCCCGCUGCGACAAGCGAGGCAGCAUGGAUAUCAUCCAGCCGCGAAAACACCAACAGCAAUGGUAGCAAGUAUGUUUUGCGCCAAGAUUCCACAACACCAAUGAAGGUCCGCUCAGAGAGUGUGUCGAGCCUCGGCGCAAGGACUAGUCUGCAGUUAGCAGCAUCAAGUGCCUCCAGCACCCUUUCAACCAGUCUCCCGUCCGCUUGGCCGGAGGUCCCUAGCUCCACGACACACGCAGCGCACACAGCGCAAGCUGCCCAGGGCUCCCCGAAAAGUGAGCCGAGCCUCGGAGAAGAACAGGCGCAGCUGGGCCCACAGUGGCGGCCCCUGGCAGCUUCAGAUCGAUAUCGCUUCACCCCGCAGACCCUGCCGCCUUUCCGAAAGUGUGAACAGGAAGAGCGAGGAAUGAAGCGCUGGAAACAAAAGCUGGACCAACGUGGCCUGAAGAUUUGCAGCGGCGGUGUUUCAAGCAUUAUAUGUGCACGUGAACUGGCAUCGCCCAGGAUCUAUGUGUGCCAGUUCAGCAACGUCUUGGAAGUGCUUGCUGGAGAUGGCACCUUGCGCUGGAUUGCCCAAUGCGCUUUGCAUAAAGAUGUUGAUCUAAAUUCCUUGUUCCAGCCUCUGCAUCGCAGCCAUUUCCUGCAUUUCCUCGAUGUUCGAAAAGACCUCGGGCCGAAGCAGCUCAGCAAAACCAUCACAGUCCUGCAGAGUAUCCCUGCCAAUGUCGACUUUGCUGAUCAUGUACUGGCAUCUUUGAAGUUGCAUGCCCAGAAGCAAGCACCGGCUCGCGAAGGGGUGACCUUCCUCUCUUCCGGCGACUGCAACACGGGCAACCCGGGCCAUUGCCAGGCCGAUCAGGACAACUUGUUCAUCGUGCAGCACAUUUUGCCGAAGACGUUUAGCAGAGAGGAGACCCGAGUGGCAGAACGCUUGCCCCAUUUCUACGAAGACUGGCAGGCACUGUCCGCCGAGAUCGUUACUGCCUCCUACUCUGCAGGUUUUCCUUCCUUGAAGGUGAAGGCGGAGCCGUAUGUGCAGCUUGUGAGGUACCUGGUAUCUGGGCCUACCGGAAUGACGGGGCCUCACUGGACCAGCUUGAAAGGCAGCUCCUGCUUAGGCCGGUCCCCUUUGCUUCUGGCGCAUCAAAUGGCUGCGUUGCCCUUCUUCGAGUCUACAUGGAGGAGCAACCUGGAUCGAUAUGGUGAUGCCUGCAACUUCCUGGAGAAACUCUCGGCUGAAUAUUCGUUGCACCUUCUGAACGGAGAGGCUUGCAAGAUCGAUGCAAGGCACAGCAACUUCUACCUGUGGAUUUCGCGCGUCGAUCAGGACUGCUAUGGGCCUGCCCGGUUGACCAGCAAAUGCCGGAAUCGUCAAAAUCGUGGCGUCUCGAACGGCCUGGAGCUUGCAACCGAAUUGUCGAAGCGUUACGCAAAUACUACUAUUCUAUACGUGAACGCGGGAACCAUUCCCUACCUCGACCAAGUGUUCCUGAUACGUGCGGCGAGCACCAUCAUUGCAGCGCACGGCGGCGGCUUGUGGAAUGCGGCGCGCUGGCUGAACGAGGCGCUGCACCAGCGAAUCGUGGAGAUCGUGCCGAUAGGUUCUCCCGGCGAGACCUGUUCUCUCGCAAAGCUUUUUGGCGGCCGAUACAGCUGGGUCAAGUGUCAUGCUUGCAAGAACAAGCAGAAUGGAGAGCUGAAGUUUGAGGAAUUCUUUAAGGCGGUGGAGACUGCGGACAUCAGCACAUGCCAAGGGUUCUAA